AUGGUUGGAAUAAUGUCGUCAACGAGUAGCACACGUAAGAAGUCACUGUUGAAAGUGAUCAUAUUGGGUGAUUCGGGUGUUGGUAAGACGUCUUUGAUGAACCAGUACGUGAAUAAAAGGUUCAGUAAUCAGUACAAAGCAACCAUUGGUGCUGAUUUCCUAACAAAAGACGUGAUGAUUGGCGACAGAAUGGUUACUAUGCAGAUCUGGGAUACGGCCGGACAGGAAAGGUUUCAAUCUCUCGGUGUUGCAUUUUAUCGAGGCGCAGACUGUUGUGUUCUAACGUAUGAUGUUACAAAUGCCAACUCGUUCAAAAGUCUCGAAUCGUGGCGAGACGAGUUCCUUAUCCAAGCAAGCCCACGAGAUCCAGAGCAUUUCCCGUUCGUUCUGCUGGGAAACAAAAUCGAUUUAGAAGUGAAUCGAGCAGUGAGCACCAAAAGGGCUGAGUCGUGGUGUAAUUCCAAGAAUAAAAUGAAAUAUUAUGAGGUAUCGGCAAAAGAAGCGUUGAAUGUCGAGCAGGCAUUCAUAGAGAUAGCACGUGAUGCAUUACAAAGAGAAUCACACGAUGUUCAAGAUUUUCCCGAAUUUCCGGAUCAAAUAAGACUGGACAACCGACAACAAACACAGCCAUCGGGUGGUUGUAAUUGCUGA
Messenger RNA from Anisakis simplex (herring worm), 651 nucleotides. NCBI's taxonomy places the organism in Eukaryota, Metazoa, Nematoda, Chromadorea, Rhabditida, Anisakidae. The record is from the annotation of a GenBank genome assembly.